This is a messenger RNA of Diprion similis, 4814 nucleotides long. RefSeq names its product protein tiptop (gene tio). Lineage: Eukaryota; Metazoa; Arthropoda; Insecta; Hymenoptera; Diprionidae. Bases 847 to 4779 code for a protein of 1310 amino acids. Gene Ontology annotation, molecular function: DNA-binding transcription factor activity, RNA polymerase II-specific; DNA binding. Gene Ontology annotation, biological process: regulation of transcription by RNA polymerase II. The transcript is spliced from 4 exons. Gene Ontology annotation, cellular component: nucleus. The record is from RefSeq and is a predicted model, not a curated record.
UCGACGCGGGAGGGUGCUUGUCCUUGUCGUGUGUUUAGUGAGAUAGCGGUGCAGUGUUUUGUUGUCACAGCAUCCUCGACGGCCCUGUACCCCGGUGGCGAAAUUAUUACCGAUUUAUCAAGGUCGAAUCGUUGCUGAAUCUCGCGGCUCGUGAUCAUUUCACUUUUAUAUAGUCGUACUGUGCUUCCUUACUGUUGUACAUACGUACGAUUGUAGGUACGGUUUUUACUACAGGACUCGGCGAUCACGCGAGAGGAAUGCACCAAAGAGAGUUGAAGAGUUUGGUAUUAUACACAUGGUAUUGAUACUGAACACGAUGUCAAUGGAUUGAUGGUCGUCAAUUUGAGAUCGUAAAUGUAGCUUGUCUGCUGGAUUUUUUGAGUGCGAAAGAGGAUCAUGACUAAGAGCCAUCGCGUGGCUCUGAACAGGCUGUUGCCGCAGGUGAUACACGCUGAAGAGGGAUAGGCGUUUGACGGAGGUUUGAGUGAACGAACAACCACCACUUGAUAAAAUUUGAAAAAACAAAACAGAAACAUAAAUGCAUCGAUUUUAUUGAAGUACAAAAUGGUGAUUGUUGUUAUUCGGUACGAUAUUUGGUUCGACGGAAAAUACGUGACGGCAAGUAAAACGGAUGACGAUGAAGCGGUUUGUGCUGCUGGGAUAAUGAUCGGUGUUAAACCGUACACCGUUAUCCUUACCGGACGUGAUUACUCCAGUUUCAAGUGUCACUGAAGGAUUAUCUCUCGGGAACCACUACUGCGGUAAGUAGUGGUCUCUCCGAUCGUUUGAAAAGCGAAGUGUCGAGUCCUCGAGACGUCGAGUCCCCGGGCCCUACAGACCGGAAACAUGCGAAGCAAACAACAGCCGAGGCCCUCCUUCCGGUGGCCCCAGCAACGCGGUGGCGAUAACCUCACCGGGGAGGACGGCGUGGAGGGAUCUGGUCCAGGCACGGACCUCCAGGGCGAGGAGGGCGACUGCGCUGAUGAAGACGGCCCCGUGAGUCCCAGCGACCGGGGCUGCGGUGUUCCAGCCAAUAAAGAAGACGAGGAAGGCUCGCCUUCAGAGGAAGACGACGAAGACGAACCACCGACUUCCACUCCACCCCCUGCUGCGUCACCAUUGAGGUCCACGCGGCUUAAUUCCGCAGGACUGAGAGACACCGGACCCCUCGACAGGGAUCCAAUGAGUCCCCGCUGCCCGUCGCGAGAAUCGCGGGAAUCGUCCGGUCCAACAGCCGGAAGUCCUCCCCUCCCACCGCGUAGCAGCGCAAGUCCGGUUAGUCCUACCGGCAUAGUUCCGCUACCACUGGGAGCUCAUCCCCUGUUACCACCGCAUUCGGCAGCGGUGAUGGCCGCCUACAUCCAGCAGACCCACCAGCGGCUUCUCCUGGGACACUCGCCGCUGUCCCGAGGUUCGGUCUCGCCUCUGGUCUCGUCGUCCUGUUCCCCACCAGCGGCAACCCCGGGCCUCCUAGUGUCGCCGAACAGUGGAGGCGACUUGUCUCCAUCUGCGACAACGCUACCAGCAGUGCUGGAUUUCAGCACCAGAAAAGCGUCCUCGACGGAGGAAGAAGAGGACGACACCGCCCUGAACCUCAGCAAACCGCCAACUCCGUCUUCCUCGUCAGAGACGAAUAACGGGCCUCUGGAUCUCUCGGUUCCGAGCCGGAAGCGACCGGGACCGGAAGACUCGCCGCCGCCACCGCCGCGGAAGUCAUCAAGGUUGGCGUCGACAACGAGUCACCAAGAGCCAUACGGACGUCCCGUGGUAUCCCCGUGGACGUCGCCGGUGGUGGCGUCUCACUUUCCGUACUUCGCUGCCGCCGUGGCAGCGGCAACUAGUCAGCAACAGCUAUCGCCUAAGGCCUCGGGGGGCGUGGAUCACCAGCUUUGGAACGGCAAGAUGAAGCCGCCCGCGGCACUCGAGAAGCCCUACCAACCGAGCGACGCGACCAAAGCGCUCGAGAAGAUGAGCGAACUGAGCAAACUCGGCGGCGACGACCUCUACCGACCGGGAAGCGGGAAUUCCGGAUCCGGAAACACCGUAACCGGCUCGAGCAGUCGGCACAGCGCGUGGCAGUCCCACUGGCUGAACAAGGGUGCCGAGCAAGCCAAGGACGUUCUCAAGUGCGUUUGGUGCAAGCAGAGCUUUCCCACCCUCGCGGCGAUGUCGACGCACAUGAAGGAGGCCAAGCACUGCGGCGUCAACAUGCCGGUUCCUCCGCCACCCUCGGCUCUCCACCAGCAGCAACAGCCUCCCCAGAUGCCGAGCAUUCAGGCACCCCAACACCAGCCUCAAACUUCAACCAGCGCGAGCAGCGGGACGCCGAGCAGCAAGCAGAGUCCUUCGGAGUUGAACCUUUUGAUAAAGGAGACGAUGCCGUUGCCGAGGAAACUGGUCAGAGGCCAGGAUGUGUGGCUUGGAAAAGGAGCGGAGCAAACGCGGCAGAUAUUGAAGUGCAUGUGGUGCGGUCAGAGCUUCCGUUCCCUUGCCGAAAUGACCUCGCACAUGCAGCAGACCCAGCACUACACCAACAUCAUAUCUCAGGAGCAGAUAAUCUCGUGGAAAUCAUCGGACGAGAACAAGGGUGGUGGUACCGGUGGCGGAGGUGGGGGUGGAGCUGGGGGUGGCCCACCGACGGGUGGAAGUAGCGGGCACCCUGGUGGCGGGGGACCGGGUUCCGGAGCGACGAGCAGCCACGUGAGCGCCGUGCUUACCUGCAAGGUUUGCGACCAGGCGUUCAGUUCUCUGAAAGAGCUGAGCAAUCACAUGGUUAAAAACUCCCACUACAAGGAGCACAUAAUGCGCUCGAUAACGGAGAGCGGUGGCCGACGUCGGCAGACGAGGGAGAAGCGAAAAAAAUCACUUCCGGUCAGGAAGCUACUGGAGCUUGAGCGGGCGCAGAACGAAUUCAAGAACGGGGAUGCGUCAGGGGGGCUCGGUCACACGCUUGGCAAACACGCGGGCAGAAUAACGUGCGAAAAGUGCGGUGACAAGAUAGAGACGACGAUAUUCGUCGAUCAUAUUCGUCAGUGCAUCGGGGCCGGGGUCGUCGGCAUAAGCCAGAGGAACUUCCUGAAGAACGCCCUGAUGUCGAACCACGCUCCGCCCCCCAGCGGACCCCCCGAAAGCGGCAGGAAGAGCGUCAACGAGGACGCAUCCUCGGUCUCUUCGAGGCAUCACCGCUCACCCUCUUCGGCGAGCGACGCGACGACCCCCGGCAAGGAAACACCGACACCGACACCGACGGAAACCUCGAACUCCUCGCCCUCCGUCCUCAACGCGAUCGAGAAGCUGAUCGAGAAGAGUUUCGACUCGCGGGCGCGGCACGGCGCUUCCGGUCUCCACCAUUCCCAGGCCGGAGCUCCGAUGGGAUCGAGCAUCCUGAAGCGCCUUGGCAUCGACGAGUCCGUCGACUACAUGAAACCCUUGGUCGACCCCCAGUCCAUGAACCUGUUGCGGUCCUACCAGCAACAACACUACAACGCAGCGGUGGCCGCGAGGCGGGAGCGAAGCGGAAGUGAAUCGAGCUCGAUAUCGGAACGCGGCAGCGGGCGAACGGACGUUAUGACGCCGGAGCGUAGGUCGAUGGACCUCUCCGGGGGUCACGAGCGACUCUCCCACCCCCAGCACCACCACCGAUCGGCAGUAACACCGGACAAACAGCCACCGCUUCCGGCGCGGCUUCCGCACCCCGAAGAGUCGGGUGACGAGGAGCAGCAACCGGUGAUAAAGAAAGAGCCUCGGGAGGAUGAGGGCGACGCAACGACCGACGAGAACCUCGAACAGCGUCGGGAUCGCGAUGUCGUCGUGAAGAAGGAGGUACUCGAGGAUCGCGAGGAGGAAGAUCACCAACCGGCCUACAACCACCAGCAGCGGGGUAGCCACCACGACCCGACGACCACCGCCACCUCCGCGGAAGACGAUCGCACGGCCAUGUCACCCCCGGUGAACCCGCCGACCCCGAGACCCAGUUCCGGAGUCGAACAGGUCGCCAGGAGUCCCUGUAGAAACAGCACCAGCAGUCCGACCAGCAGCGAUCGCUCCGUAACUCCGCGAGGAACCCCGGACACCAAGACGUCCAGCAGCCUCGGCGCGCUCUCGUCGAUGUUCGACAGCCUCUCCGGUGGCGGAGGUGGCGGACCUGGGGGCGGGGGGACGGACGCUCAGGGAAGAAAGACGAGCAGUCACCCUCUAGCAGCGCUUCAGAAACUCUGCGACAAGACUGAGACUCGCGGUUCCAGUUCCGGGGGCUCGAGGAGCGGCGCCGGCACCUCGUCGAGCCACGGUCAAACCGGAAGUGGCGGGGGUGGUGGUAGCGGGGGGAACUCGGGGGGUGGAGCGGGCGGUAAUUCGGGGGGUGGAAGCGGCAUGGGACAAGCCCCGGGCUCGACGCCCGGUGCGAUUCUCGCCUUCAGCUGGGCCUGCAACGACGCCGUCGUAACCGCCGAUUCGAUAAUGAAGUGCGCCUUCUGCGACACGCCGUUUAUAUCGAAGGGCGCGUACAGGCAUCACCUAUCCAAGAUGCAUUUCGUCAAGGACGGCGUCAUCCCCGACCCUAUGACCGUGGGCCGGUCACCGUCUCAGGUCCAGUCCUCCUCCGGAGGCCCGGGGCAUUCCGCCCCCUCGCCACCCUCGCAAAGAAACAAGUCACCCCCGAUCCCCCAGCCCAACGGAAGCCCUUCACAGCCGGCCCCCUCGCCCCUCGAGGAAAGUCCCCACUCCAAGUUCCUCAAGUAUACGGAGCUCGCGAAACAGCUUUCGAGCAAGUAUGUAUAGUCCGGGUCGUCCUCCCUUCAUCAGGGUUAGAAGAA